GAGCGGCGGCAGCGUGGUGACCACCAGCCAGGUGCGCGAGAUGAUCGCUCAGCGCAUCGACGCCGACGCCGCGAAGGUGCAGGCCAGGUUCGAGCGCGGCGCCGCCGCCGUCGCCUCGCAGGCGGCCUCUGCGCAGCCGGCGCAGGAGGGCCGCCAGGAGGAGGGCUCAUCGCGGCGGCCCCCACUGCCAGCUCCAGCGCCG
Prorocentrum cordatum is the source of this 202-nucleotide messenger RNA. NCBI's taxonomy places the organism in Eukaryota, Dinophyceae, Prorocentrales, Prorocentraceae. The record is from the annotation of a GenBank genome assembly.